This is a messenger RNA of Trichomonas vaginalis G3, 243 nucleotides long. Its product is annotated as saposin family. NCBI's taxonomy places the organism in Eukaryota, Parabasalia, Trichomonadida, Trichomonadidae. The record is from RefSeq and is a predicted model, not a curated record. The coding region runs from base 1 to 243 and encodes 80 amino acids. The transcript has a single exon.
AUGUCAGGACCUCUUUGCUCCUUAUGUAAAAGAUAUGGAGAACCAGCUCUUAGAUAUGCUCGUUCUGGUGCAUCAAUUCAGCAAGUAUACAAUGUUGCAGCUUCAAAGUGCAAUAACUUAGGUUAUCUUUCAGGAAAAUGCAGAGAAAUUGUUAACAGAAACAUAAAUCGCCUGUAUUAUCAAGCAAAGGUUUAUCCAUGGUGUGAUGCAAAUUGUUUCUGUUCACAGGAAGGGUAUUGCUGA